Moneuplotes crassus is the source of this 677-nucleotide messenger RNA. The record is from the annotation of a GenBank genome assembly. Lineage: Eukaryota; Ciliophora; Spirotrichea; Euplotida; Euplotidae.
AUGAAACUGGCGACUGAUCAAAUAUUCAACCUCAACUUGUUUUCUUGGAAUAAUGUUACCAGAUUACUACUUAUCUGUUCACUGUUUUACAACAGGGAUACUCUGCAAUGUCUCUCUUUAUUGAGGGUUAUAAUAAUUUUGGAGAAGGCUGAUAGAGUAUUUUCUAUAAAUCUUCACUUUAAACUAAAUAUAAAUUCUUGGUUAAAAUGUGGACAUUCAUCAACAUGGUUUAGAAAUAGAGGGAGAGAAAAGAAUAACUUAUUGAGAGACAUAUUGUUUUGAAGUUUUCAUCCCUCACGCUAGGCUUUUAUCUGGUCUAUCUAGUCUUUUAUCUCAACAAGAGUGGUAUAGUUUAAGAAAACCUGGUAAAUUUUCGAUAUUCUCAAUAUUUUACCAGAAAUCAUAGAUUACUUUUUGUACUGUUAAUGCAAAAAUUAAUAACUUGGGUUUAACAUAAUGGGCUCGGCUAAAAAAGAAACCCUAUAUUAAGAAGCUUAGCCUUAGGCAGAGUAAACAGUGACUGGCUUUAUCAGGUAUUAAUGAGACUACUCUCUUUCCAGUUUGGACAAGCAGAUGAAACUCUUCUUGUAUAGAGCUCUCUUGUGUCUACUAGUCGUACAAAAUGAUGAGAUCAUCUCUCGGUAUCACCAGUGUAAUCAUUUUCGACCAAUGUUUCU